This is a messenger RNA of Hypomesus transpacificus, 2935 nucleotides long. Its product is annotated as calcitonin gene-related peptide type 1 receptor-like. NCBI's taxonomy places the organism in Eukaryota, Metazoa, Chordata, Actinopteri, Osmeriformes, Osmeridae. Gene Ontology annotation, biological process: angiogenesis; cell surface receptor signaling pathway; adenylate cyclase-activating G protein-coupled receptor signaling pathway. Gene Ontology annotation, molecular function: calcitonin gene-related peptide receptor activity; adrenomedullin receptor activity; calcitonin receptor activity. Gene Ontology annotation, cellular component: plasma membrane. Bases 254 to 1654 code for a protein of 466 amino acids. The transcript has 13 exons. The record is from RefSeq and is a predicted model, not a curated record.
UACCAGACGAAAAAUCCAUGAUGUAACAGGAUGCUGGGCUGGAUCAUUUUCAACAGGACAGCUCACUCCGGCCUCUUGCAUACGGUAGCUCACUUUGAGUUCAAGUCAGUAGAUAGUGGAUAGUCAACUCUCAGCGAACGCACACGGAUCAUAACUCCGCUCGGGGCUCAUUAUCGAUUAAGGGGGACUUUCUGAAUUGAGUUAUUCACAUUAUCGGCAAGAGACUAAGUAAUUAACAGAAAACAAACCCAGAAUGGAUGGAAGCGGCAUACUCACACUCCUGUUGCUGUUUUCUGCCAGAGAGCUGUUUGUGGUGGGGAGUUCUAUGGACAACGAGACCUAUCGGGAUCCCCAAAUCUCCCAUCACAGCAUCAGUGACUCCCGGAACAAGAUUGUGACGGCUCAGUAUGAAUGCUACCAGAAAAUAAUGAAAGACUAUACCCACGACAAACAAGAUUCGGUGUGCGGCAGGACCUGGGAUGGCUGGCUGUGCUGGGAGGACACAGAGGCUGGCUUCACCACAGAGCAGCACUGUCCAGACUACUAUAACAACUUUGAUACUAAAGAAGUGGCAUCCAAAGUUUGUACUGAAACAGGUAACUGGGGUCGCCACCCCGAAAGCAAUAGGACAUGGACGAACUUCACACUGUGCAGGGGCAACUCCACGGAAGGUGAAAUGAAUGCGAAGAACCUCCUCUACUUAGUUCUAAUCGGCCAUGGAUUGUCCUUAAUAUCGCUGUUCAUCUCAUUGGGAAUAUUCUUUCACUUCAAGAGUUUAAGCUGCCAGAGGAUAACGCUGCAUAAAAACCUAUUCUUCUCAUUUGUGUUAAACUCUAUCAUCACCAUCAUCUGGUUGACUGUGGCAGACAACCGGGAACUUGUUGAGAGUAACCCGGUGAGCUGUAAAGUGGUCACUUUCGUCCACCUCUACCUGUUUGGCUGUAACUACUUCUGGAUGCUGUGUGAGGGCAUCUACCUGCACACGCUCAUAGUCGUGGCAGUGUUCGCAGAGAAGCAACACCUUAUGUGGUACUACCUUCUUGGAUGGGGAUUUCCAUUGAUACCUGCUCUGAUACAUGCUGUAGCCCGCUGUUGCUACUACAAUGACAAUUGUUGGAUCAGCUCUGACACCUCCCUUCUAUACAUCAUCCAUGGUCCUAUCUGUGCUGCACUACUAGUCAACCUGUUUUUCCUGUUGAACAUUGUGCGUGUCCUCAUCACCAAGCUGAAGGUGACCCACCAGGCUGAGUUCAGCCUCUAUAUGAAGGCUGUGAGGGCCACACUCAUCCUGGUCCCUCUUCUGGGCAUCCAGUUCGUCCUGCUCCCCUACAAGCCCGAGGGACGCUCCGCUGAGAUAUAUGGCUAUGUCAUGAACAUCCUCAUGAACUAUCAGGGUCUUUUGGUCGCUACAAUAUUCUGCUUCUUCAAUGGAGAGGUCCAAAGCGUUUUACGGCGACACUGGAAUCAGCAGCGGAUGCAGUUCGGGGGCACCUUCGCCCAUGCCGACGUGUUUCGCUCCGCCUCCUAUGUGGCGUCAUCUCUGACUGAAGUCAACCGCUGCUACAGCAUAGACGGACACACUGAGCACAUGAACGGAAAGAAUUACCUGGACAUUGAGACCACCAUCCACAGGUCGGACAAUCCAUUUGCGUGAGGGCAUGUCCCACAGAGCCAUCAGGAGCUGGGGAAAGGAUAGAGUCAGGUUUCUCGAAUCUUUUGGUUUACUGUGGCCAUUAGUCCAUUCCAAAGACUUGGUUUCACCAAGACUUACAAACCAAUUAAUACCUUCAGCAUGCAUGGAACCUGCCUUUCUAGAGGGGACUUCCUUCCACUGUUCAUCUACCUUGUGACUGGCACUUCAGUCGACAGUAUAACCCUACAAAGUAAGGGAAAGGGUCUACCUGCAAAUGUAUAUGGCAUUAGCUUUUUAUCCUAAGGACAAUACAAUCUGUUCAUGUGCAAUAGACGCUUUGAUUGCUGAAUUAAAGACUGAUCAAGCCCAAGAGGUAUAAGACUAAAAGGUGGUUCGCAUUCAAGUUUAGCAGAAAAACUAUUCUGGGCUAAAUUACAUAGAAAGGAAUCCUACAGAACCUUAGGCACUGAAGUUAUAACUUGUUACAGACACUUUCUAUGAAAAGAACCACACCGUUCUACUGAUUGAACCACACAAUGGGCGUUCUUCCUUAUGCUGGAGCUUUAAACCAGGCUCCCAAUGUGUAAUUUUCUGUCUGGUACAUGAAAUGAACCCACUUUAAGUCGUUAAAGUGUAUUGAAUAGGUGUCUGUGUAAGUUGCUUCAAGUCCAAAUGCUGGAGAGAAUUCUGCUCACAGACAAGCAGUUUAUAUGAGUGAGGGAAAAAGUUGAAAAGAGAAGUAAAAAACAUGUAAAUAAUGUGUGUAUAAUUCAAUGUUUGUUAUUUUAAAUAUAUCUAUAAAAUUAUAUUCGAUAAUUAUCAUUACUGUAUGCCCAACUGGUAUUUAAGUGAUUUGUACUGUCAAAUUAAUUUGUUGCAUUUGUUUCUUUGCAUCUGCGUUUCCAUGUUUACUUGAUCAGUCAUGGUUAGGACUGACGUGUCUCGGGUGGUGUUCAAAAACAUUUUCAUUUGAUAUCAGAUAUCAGCCAUGAUGUGUGAAGUAUAUUUUGAUGUCAGUACUUAGGAUUUUAUACUCAUAUUAGAAUAUAUUUUUCUCUUGACACACAGCCGUUGGCUCAGGAUUUAAAGGGUCUAGUUAUUGAGACUGGCAUAAACGUUGAGCGUUAUGUUUUUGGUGAACUACACAAUGUAUGGUAAAUGUAUUGAAUGUAAUUUUAGUGGGAGUUGAUGAAGUUGUGUAAAAUUAAUAAUAAUCAAAAAUCAUUAGUAAACUAUACUUUGAAGCAGCCUAUUGUGUGUUUGCAAGUUAUAUUUCUGUAAAAUAAAGUCUAUGAAGUCCUA